Strongylocentrotus purpuratus (purple sea urchin) is the source of this 1677-nucleotide messenger RNA. RefSeq lists its product as uncharacterized. The coding region runs from base 175 to 1113 and encodes 312 amino acids. The transcript is spliced from 2 exons. Lineage: Eukaryota; Metazoa; Echinodermata; Echinoidea; Camarodonta; Strongylocentrotidae. The record is from RefSeq and is a predicted model, not a curated record.
UGAUGACUUCUUUUGAAUCCCCUCUACAUUUCCCAUAAUGUGUUUUUGCAAAAGAUUUAAUAUCCUUUUUUUCUCUCUCUCGAUGUUUCACUAUUUUUUGUUUUAAUAGUGCCUAUCGGUAUUGCGUUGGGUGUGAGCGGUAUUGGACUUAUUUUGAUAUCCAUCAUUUCUGCUAUGAUGUGCACUACAUGUGGAAAGAGUGAGAGCCAUCCACCAGAUGCCGACGAUAGUGACCUGGAGCAAAAGCAAGUUGACCUGGUUCAACCUAGUGAUCUUCAUCAGCCUGUCAUUAGUGGCUCUGGACAACUUGAUGGCACUGCAAACCUGCGUUUGACAAUAGUGCAAGCAGAAAUAACUGAACCACCAACUAGUCCAGUCCAUGGGCAGACAAGGGGCAUACAACUGAUACAAGAACACAACGGUUCACAGAUACAGACGCAGCAACAGGGCCAGACACUGGAACCAGAACUGGUCAAUGGCCUGGACCACGCACUGGACCAGGCACCGGACGAGGCACCAAUACGCACCCCGACCGAUGCACAGGUUCUGGCUAAUAUACAGACACAAGCAGACAUAAAGAGGCUGGCCAACGCUAGAAGGACGGAGCUUACGGCGAGUGGUUACAUGAUGGUUACACCAACCAAGCCUCCAAAACAACCGAUCACUGGGGCAGACAGGAAUCCAACAUACCCGGACGGUGCAUACAUGUCUAUGCGCGCCAUACGACAUGAUCUGAGAGAACUCGAUCAACGUCGUGGCUCUCACGGUGAGCUCAAAGGUACAAAUCUUUACCCAGUUCUGCAAACUAGUGAACCGUUUCACACUUACAUGAAUUCCAAUGGCCCGAGACACGUCGAGGAGCCGAACUCACCAGAGCUACACAGAAACAGUAUCUACCAUUACGCCGUUCCUUCGCAGGGCCGAAGACCACUGGAUGAACCAUCAGCACCUGUCUAUGACCGCCCAAUGCUGCCUGCCCGUUCUCUCCCGACCCCUUCCAAGCUCAUCAGCGAGACAUGGGAGAAAGACGGUAUAACAUACAUCAAUGGCAACAUCAAACCGCCUCCCAGAGUGCUGCCGCAGCAAGAGAAAAAAGAAAUUGUUUAUUACUGAAUAUACAUAACAUUUCAAAUCAAAUGACUUUGAAUGCUUGUUCGGAUUUGCCGCGGUAAACCACUGGUUAUUCUUUACGUGUCUCCUAGACAGCCACCACUAGAACAAUUAUAACUAGAACGAUGACAGGAUCACGUCCACUCCCCCCAUCCUAUCCUCCCAAAGGGAUUUGUUUUGGACCAUCACAAAAAUAUACAUGUAUUAUUACACAAAGUAUACUUAAAAAGUCUCGAUGAGUCGUUUACGUUUAUAUAUGUAUAUUUGUUUAUAUAUAUGGCAUGAUUUGUUUUACUAUGAUGUAACAAUACGUAAUCCCGUACGUUUCGGAUAAUUAUAUUGUCAAGCAACGCACCAUUUUAACGCAAUGCGCUUUACUUAUUGUGUGUAUAAUAAUUUGUUGAAAUUGUUUGUAAUUUGUAAAUUUGAAUUUGCGAUCUAUGAUGUAACAAUAUUAUACAAAUAAUACACAGCAGUGAUAUGAGGGCAUCAGUAAGAAUUACGCACUCUAAGUGCCUUUGGAACAGUCCUACACCCGAGGCGAUAGCCGAGGGUGUUUGGACUGUU